CGCUGGCGCAGGGACCGACGGGACUGGGCCACGGCCCAACUGCCUCCGGGGAAGACGAGGCCCGGAAGCCCCGAGGCCGGUAGGGGCCAGAAGAGGGCUACAGGGAGCCCCCCAGGCCUCGACCAGCCGUCGCCCGCAGCCCAGAGCUAACUCCUCAGCCCCGGAAGGGCGGGGCCUCCGCCUUUCCCGCGUACGGGUCUCGCCGCCCGGCUCAGCCUCCUCGUAGGCCUUGCGCCAUUGCUGCUACUAUCGGCCGAACGGGGGCGCGGAGCUGGUCCCGGGGCGGGAUGCGGCCGCCCCUGGGGCGGUGGUGGCUGCUAAUCUGGCUGCAGCCCUUGUCCGCGCCGCCCGCUGGCGCGGUGCGCGGAGAGGAGGAGGCGGCUGCGGCGUUGGCAGGUAACCGCGGGCACUGGCGGCCGGCGCGCACGCGCGCUCCCGGACUCCUCGGUUCGUAGGCCUUGGCGGCUCGAGGGCGCUUCCUGCCCUCGGCGGCGGCGUUCCAAGGUGUAAAGCUCUGAAGGAAAUGGAUUUAAUUAAAACUUCUGAGUCAGACUGUUACUGCUACAAUCGAAAUUCCCGAAUGGAGUGGAAAUACAUGUGGUCAACUCUGCAGGUGAAAAUUACCAGUUCAGGCCUGCUCAAUAUUGCAUAUAUCACAGGAAGACAUAAUUGUCAGUAUCCAGAAACAAUUCUAUCUUUUAUCAAAUGUGUGAUUCAUAAUUUUUGGACACCAAAGGAGUCUAAUGAAGUUACCAUAAUCAUCAAUCCAUAUGGAGAGACCAUGUGCUUCUCUGUGAAGCCUGUCAGGAAGAUAUUUAUCUAUACAAUUAGUGUGAAUCGAAACAUUGUGGAUUUCAAACUCUUCCUUGUGUUUGUAGCAGGUAUUUUCCUCUUCUUUUAUGCAAAGACCUUGAGUAGAAGUCCUAUUUUCUUUUACUCUUCUGGGACCGUGCUAGGUGUUCUAAUGACGUUAGUCUUUGUCCUGCUUCUGGUCAAAAGGUUUAUUCCUAAGUAUAGCACCUUUUGGGCUCUAAUGGUUGGUUGUUGGUUUGCUUCAGUUUAUGUUGUAUGCCAUUUGAUGGAAGAUCUGAAGUGGCUAUGGCAUGAAAACAGAAUAUAUAUAUUAGGCUAUGUUUUGGUAGCUGGAUUUCUCAGCUUUGCUGUUUGUUAUAAGCAUGGGCCCCUGGUUGAUGAAAGGAGCGUGACUCUUUUGACGUGGACACUGCGGCUCCUCGCCCUGGUUCUGAUCUAUUGUGGAGUCACCGUGCCCCAGGGCUCCUAUGCAGCUCUGAUCCUCAUCCUGGCCUCCAGGAGUCUACGCUACCCACUGAAGGCGUUCACUUAUAUGAGGUGGAAAAUGAAGAAAUGGUGGACAUCCAAGAAGCCAGUGUUUAAGUAUCUGACUGAAGAUGAAUACCGGGAACAGGCUGAUGCUGAGACAAGCAGCGCCCUGGAGGAGCUGCGUGGAGCCUGCCGCAGGCCCGACUUCCCCACGUGGCUGGUAGUCUCCAGACUCCAGGCUCCUAACAAAUUUGCAGACUUUGUUCUUGGAGGAAGCCACUUGUCGCCUGAAGAAAUUAGUCUGCAUGAAGAGCAAUAUGGUUUUGGGGGCGCCUUCUUGGAAGAACAGCUUUUUAACCUGAGGACUGCCUGAUGACCAUUGACUUCAUUCUGGACAAGAAAUGGGCUAAGGGCAAGGAUCCUAUUAACAUUGGGCAGAACGGUUCUAGGGAACAGUGGCAAAAGCAUUUGCUAUGGAGAAGAGUCAUACUGGAAAGGAAAACUAAACAUUAUUGAAGAUAACUUCUCGUUCUUGGUGAGUUCUGCUACUUAUUGUAGUCAUCAAGAUUUUGUGAGAGUCAUUGCCACUUUCCUUGAAUGAAGACUUUCAUUAGGAGCAAGAGAAUCAUGUUGAUCUUCAAAGAGCAAGUUAACAUGAACAUCUGCCUUGCCAACACCAGGCAUUAAAUCUUAACCUCAGAACCUGUGUCUGAAGACUGCAUAUAAGUGUUGGAAGAGACCUGAGAUAUGCUGGACCAGUGUUUUCCAAAGUAUAAUCCACAGGGUGCUAAUAAGUGCUAGUCAGUAAAGGGAUUGUGAGGUCAACUAAGAUAGUAACAAAGUUAAACAAAUGUACCACAGGACUUCUCAGAGCCUUUAAUACUGACGAUGCACGUUGUCAAUCUCCUGGAUAGAAACUGUGUGCUGCCAUUUCUGACUUAAUUUGACCACAGAAUCCUUUUCCGUGAGAUUGAUAUUCCUUGGAGCAGUUUGGAAAAUGCUAAUGAUGGCAGAAUUGAGAUUUGGGGAGGUUCAAUAACUUGUCCAAAACUACAAAGCUAUUUAGAGGCAGCACUGGGACUAGACAUCAGCCCUAAUGUUACCUACAACUCAGGGUUAAGAAGAGACCUUCAGAGGUGAGCCUAGGGCCCAUCUCCCUACAGCCUUGGAUCUCACAGUAUUGGUGACUUUUUUAUUUUUUAAUAAUGGACAACUAUCUAUUUGAUAACUAUGAUAGAGAACAUUUCCUAAGAUUAUAUUUUAAAGUUUGAUAAGAUUUUUAUAGACAUAUAAAUUUUAGAAAGAAUUAUUUUCUAGAAUUUUUUGUAUAUUGCAAUUGAAGACACUUAACCUCUUGUGACAUUUUGAGUUGACUGGUCCAUUUUUAAAAUUUAGUUAUAUAUAUAUUUGUAACAGUUUCCUACACAACAGACUUGUGAUCUUUCUUCAGAGAACAAAUAUUUUUUUCUUGAUUCUCCGGAGUGAAAUGACCCUGAGCUUUGACCCUGGGGAAAGAAGGCCAAAACUAAGAGCUGAGAAAAGAUCUGAACAUGGCAAAACAAUCUAAGUAAGGUUAAGAUGUGCUAAAUUGAUUCACUUAAAGAAGGUUUUGCUGUGUUGAGUUCUUAAAGAGGCAUACAGAAUGAGGAAUCUCUUUUUACUAGGAGGGAUGUGGAUACGGAGGAAGGACAUUACAGAAAAUUUAGGAGCUGCUUUCCUGAGCCAAGAUCAGUAGAGUGUUUCUAAUUGUUAAAACGAGAGCAUGGCUACCCAUUUGGAACUUUCUAGGUUGAUUUUCAAAUAUUUUCUCUUUGAAGCAGUGUGUCAGUAUUUUACAAGUUCCUCUUUUUACAAGACACCUUUCAGUAUUAAGAGCUCUGCAGUCUUUGUGAAAUGCACUAAAUUCAAUCUGUGCUUUCACAUAGAUUGAUAUCAAAUAUCAAAGAAUCUUCCAUUCAAAUUUAUGAUGAUUAUGAUGAUGACUGUUUUAUAAGUGUAAACAAGUCUGACACUUUUGUUAUAGUUUUAUCUGAAUUUUUUAUAAUUAAAUUUAUUGCCGGUAUAUUA
Molecule: messenger RNA, 3348 nt
Organism: Felis catus (domestic cat)
Lineage: Eukaryota; Metazoa; Chordata; Mammalia; Carnivora; Felidae
Gene: NEMP2
Product: nuclear envelope integral membrane protein 2
Exons: 9
Coding region: 524-1654 (376 amino acids)
Cellular component (GO): nuclear envelope
Source: RefSeq, a predicted model, not a curated record